AUGCACAAGUCAUACCAGCCUCUGAAACCCGUCACCAACCGUUACCUGCAGCAGCGAUGGGACCAGAUAAACUACGAAAACCACCGCAGGAAGGUGAACUCCGCCCUGCCUGCAGUGGACACCAAGGGCAACAGGACACCAGCUCACAUCCAGAUCAAGCUGAAGAAACUGCAGCUGCAGGAUGAGCGUCUGUCAGUCAUCGACAGAGACAAUCACCUCCUGGCCUCCAAACUAGCCGACAUCUUUUCCUCCAAAGGCCUCGUGGACCACAGGAACCAGUAUCACCUGAGGAGUCUGAAUGCGAACAAGAGGAAGCAGGAGCUUCUGUUGGUCACCCAUCAGAAUCAAGCCAUCUACCAGCGAAUCACAUCUCGCCAGUCAGAGUAUCACCGCCAGCUGUGGUUGGAUGAUUGGGAGAGGACGGAGCGUCGUCUGGACAACAUUUCUCGUUACCCGAGAAGGCCAGCAGACAAACAGAGGCCGAGCAGAAAGGUGAAGUUUGCCGCCGUGGAGAGCAGCGAGCCAUCUGCGAGCUGCAGAGACUCCAACACUGACAGCACCGACUGA
Messenger RNA from Pelmatolapia mariae (spotted tilapia), 567 nucleotides. RefSeq lists its product as uncharacterized. The record is from RefSeq and is a predicted model, not a curated record. The transcript has 5 exons. Bases 1 to 567 code for a protein of 188 amino acids. NCBI's taxonomy places the organism in Eukaryota, Metazoa, Chordata, Actinopteri, Cichliformes, Cichlidae.